CAAAAACCACACCUCAUCAACCCUAUCCAAUCAAAACCCUCCACGUCACCCACUACAAUCUCCACCCCAUCGUUUCCCCAACAACCGUUUCUCCGAUUCCCCGUUUCCCCACUCAUAUAUCAUCACCUUCGCUUCUCCUUCUUCUCUCUCGUUCUCCUCUUCGCCGGCCGGCGGCGAUUAGUCCCACAUCGACGUCGGAGAAACCUCGCCGUUCCAUGAAUUCUUCAAAGCUCCUCCCUCUCCUCCUCCUCCUCUUCCUCCUCCCAUCCCACUCCCUCGCGGCCUCGAUUUCAGCAACGCCCUUGACCUUGACCAAAUCCGGCCGCACGAUCACCAUCCGGUGGUCGGGAAUCGAUUCCCCUUCUGAGCUCGAUUGGCUUGGAAUCUACUCGCCUUCCAACUCUCCCGACGAUCACUUCAUUGGGUAUCGCUUCCUCAACGGAUCCGAGACCUGGCGGAGCGGAUCGGGAUCCAUCUCCAUCCCCCUCGUCAACACUCGAUCCGAUUACGAGUUUCGGAUCUUCCGAUGGACCCGCGACGAGGUCAACUACCGCCACCACGACCACGAUCACAACCCCCUCCCCGGCAUCCGCCACCGCCUUGCCAGCUCCGCCGUCGUCCGAUUCGAGAACGCCUCUGCGCCGGAUCAGGUGCAUUUGGCGUUGACGGAUCGGGUUGGUGAGAUGCGGGUUUUGUUUGUUACUGGGAAGGGAUUGGAAGCGGUUGUGGAGUACGGGUCGGAUUCGGGUCUGGCGGUGGGACGGCGGGUGGCGGCUACGGCGGUGACGAGGUAUGAGAGAUCGGAUAUGUGUGAUUCGCCGGCGAACUCGAGCCUUGGGUGGAGGGAUCCUGGGUUCAUUCAUGAUGGGCUUAUGGCUGGGUUGAAUCCAGGCAAGAGGUAUUAUUACAGGGUUGGCAGCGAUGUUAUUGGCUGGAGUGAUAUUUACAGUUUUGUAUCUCCGGACUCGAAUGAAACAAUUGCUUUUAUGUUUGGAGAUAUGGGAGCUUAUACUCCGUAUUCAACCUUCUAUCGCACGCAAGAUGAGAGCAAAGCAACUGUGAAGUGGAUCCUCCGUGACAUCGAAGCUCUUGGUGAUAAGCCAGCUCUAGUGUCUCACAUCGGUGAUAUCAGCUAUGCAAGAGGCUUUUCAUGGAUAUGGGAUGAAUUCUUCAACCAAAUAGAACCUAUAGCUUCCAGAGUCCCUUAUCAUGUCUGCAUUGGCAACCAUGAAUAUGAUUGGCCAUCACAACCUUGGAGACCAUAUUGGGCUUAUGGUGUCUAUGGAACAGAUGGUGGCGGAGAAUGUGGAGUCCCGUACAGCCUCAAAUUCCGAAUGCCAGGGAACUCUUCUUUUCCCACAGGAACACAAGCUCCAGACACUAAAAAUCUCUACUACUCCUUCGACGCAGGAGUUGUACAUUUUCUAUACAUAUCGACAGAGACGAAUUUCCUUAAAGGCAGUGACCAAUAUAACUUCAUCAAAGCUGACUUAGAGGGUGUUGACAGAGAGAAGACACCCUUCAUUGUCGUCCAGGGCCAUCGUCCAAUGUACACAACAAGCAAUGAAAUAAGGGAUGCUCCAAUGAGGGAGAGAUUGCUAGAGAGCUUGGAACCACUUCUGGUGGAUAACAAUGUUACUCUUGCACUAUGGGGUCAUGUGCACAGGUAUGAGAGGUUCUGCCCCUUGAAAAACUACACCUGUGUCGAUUACUCUUCAAAUUCUACAGCCUGGGGAGCUCCAGUCCAUGUAGUGAUUGGAAUGGCAGGACAAGAUUGGCAGCCAAUCUGGGAGCCAAGGCCGGAUCAUCCAGAUGUCCCUAUUUUCCCUCAACCCGAACGAUCAAUGUACCGUGGUGGUGAAUUCGGGUAUACAAGGCUUGUUGCCACAAGGGAGAAGUUAACACUCACAUAUAUCGGUAACCAUGACGGAGAAAUGCAUGAUAUGGUGGAAAUACCUUCAGGCAUUGUGGUUGCCAAAGAUGAAGGCAAUGUUCAAGUGAAAGUUGGCGAUGUUGCUGUUCCUGUUGAAUCUUCACAUUCAUUGUACUUAAAAGCAGGAGGCAUUUUGAUACUUGGUUUGUUCAUUGGCUUUGCUCUUGGAUUUGCUACUCGAUGUAGAAGGGAUGCUGUUCCAGUGACUAGAAAUACUUGGACUCCUGUGAAGAAUGAGGAAAUAUAAGCAAAUACAUAAUGUAAAUGAAAUAGUGACAGAACUAUUUGUUGGUAUAGGAUCAAUUCUUAUCUGUGGAUUUAUGGAAUCAUUUCUGCAUUUUAGCAGAUGUCUUGUGUGUAUUACAGCAGAAAUAACAAUUAGAUAUUUUGGGAGAAGUGUUUGUAGCUGCACUCUCAAUGAGCUUGAUGUAUAUUUUGAGACCAUUAAGUAAAUAAUUAAUGAAGUGGCCUGUGUCA
This is a messenger RNA of Dioscorea cayenensis subsp. rotundata (Guinea yam), 2410 nucleotides long. Its product is annotated as probable inactive purple acid phosphatase 2. Lineage: Eukaryota; Viridiplantae; Streptophyta; Magnoliopsida; Dioscoreales; Dioscoreaceae. Bases 216 to 2180 code for a protein of 654 amino acids. Gene Ontology annotation, molecular function: metal ion binding; acid phosphatase activity. The record is from RefSeq and is a predicted model, not a curated record. The transcript has 2 exons.